CGCGCCUGCGCAGACGGCCCCAGCGGUGCUGAGGCGGCGUCGGUUCCUCGUGAGGCGGCCGGCGGCGGUGCUGCUGUUGCUGCGACUCGGGCGACGCGAGGCCUCGGCGGGCGGCCGGAGAAGGGGAGGCCGGGAGCAGAGAAGAGCUUUAUGGUGUUCUUGGAAAAUGUUGCACCUCUUGUGAAUUCUCUGAACCUUGCCAUUGUCAGCCCCUUUCUGUUGGGCCUGCCUCCUUUACUGUUGGCUCAGAUUAAGACCCAGUUGGCUCUUCAUCAGUCGAACUCACUUGCUUCCAACUAUUCUGUAGCCUCUUCUCCUUUGUUAAAUGAGGCCUUCCUGAAACUAGCCAUGUUUAACCCUAGAGGAAACAUGCCGCCAAGGCCGAGGGGACCUAUGAUGCCUGAUCCAAUCCCGCGUGGGCCUUUUCACAGGCCGGGACCUGGACCAGGUGGUCUUCAGAGGCAGCUCCCACCUAAUUCUGAUGGAAUGCAGAACCAAAGGUUCAUGGGAUCAGAAAUGAGGGCAGGAUUUCCAAGGCCAAACGUUCAGGGGCCUCCACACAGAAUGGAUGCAAGACAAGCGGGAGAGAGAAUGACUAUGGAGCAGCAGCACCACCAACCGCACCACCAGCAGCAGCACCACCAACUGCACCAACAGCAGCAGCACCACCAACCACAACAGCACCACCAACAGCAGCAGCAGCACCACCAACCACAACAACAGCACCAACAGCAGCAGCAGCAGCAAAAGAUGGAAGGAUGCGGUUCUCGUUGGGACAAUCCGUUUCCCAUUGGAAAUAAUAGCCAGAGUCAGCCCAUCCCGGGAAGGAUGACAGACUAUCCCCCAACUGUUCAAAGCCGCUAUACCAACGAGAGCGCCUCAAGUAUCUUGGCAAGCUUUGGAUUGUCCAACGAAGACCUGGAAGAGCUUAGUCGUUAUCCAGACGAUCAGCUGACCCCCGAAAACAUGCCUGUGAUUUUAAGGGACAUCCGCAUGAGGAAAAUGGGUAAUCAGGGGCCAAGCUUGUCUCAUCAGAACAGCGAGGAGAACUUCCGUAGUGAGGAUGGCCGCAGCUCCAUGGUCAAGGGCAAAGUCAUCGACUACGGGCACGAGAGCAAGUACAGAUACGAUGAAGGUCCCCUGGAGGUGAAGGUCUAUGGGGCUGAGAGCACCCCUAAAGACACCCUGAAAGGGUUCCAGACCCAGCAGACUCCGCCAGCCGGCAUAACCAGCAAACAGAUGAAUGCCGUUGAAGAAUUAAUCCGCCAGAUGGGAUUCCAAAGAAGCACACCGAACUCCCCGUCUUUUUUCCCCAUGGACUCGCCUAACAAGAUGUCUGGGUUGUGCACCCCUUCCACAGGAACUGGGGUAGCGCCGGCAGCCCAGACCAUCAUGCCGACUGUGGCACCACCGCCUCUACCUCGGCCUGCAGUCCCACCUGUCCGGCAAGCUUUGCCUCCCCCGCCGGUAGCUCGGCCCAUGAUGUCACCUAUGAACCAGGCGCCGCCAACUUCUCACCCUCCUCCUUUUGCACCUGAAAUGGUUGGCGGUGUCAACCGCCGUGGGAGGGUUCAUGAGGAAUCCAGACCGAGCCCUAGUGCUCCCCCCGAACCUAACCCCCCUGCUCAGAAACCUUUCCGGAAAGAGAUGGAAGGGCCUAUAAAGUCUCCAUUUGGGGUCGUGAAGGCCUCUUGGCUCCCAGUUUUUCCCAAGAUGGAUGCCCAGAAAAUGAAGAGGCUGCCAACUCCGUCAAUGAUGAAUGAUUAUUAUGCUGCGUCUCCGAGAAUAUUUCCACAUAUGUGUUCUCUAUGUAAUGUAGAAUGUAGACAUUUGAAGGAUUGGCUUCAGCAUCAGAAUUCUUCCACACACCUUGAAAGCUGCCGCCAGCUACGCCAACAAUAUCCUGACUGGAAUCCAGAAUCCCAUUCAUCAGCAAAAAGGCGAGAGGGCGACAGAAAUGAGGACAGCACACCCAGGCGGCGUUCUGCCAGUAUUAGUCCCAGGCGUUCGAGACGCUCCAGUUCUGGGCAUGCCAGACGUCGGACUCGGUCCCGAUCCAGGAGUCCCAGGCACAGGUCAAUCAGGCAAAGGAGUCGAAGUCCACGGCCGCAGCCGAAUUUCAGACACAGGUCAAGGUCUCCGUGGCGACCUUAUAACCCGAUUUCGACGUUCCGAAGGUCUUCCAGCAGAGAGAGGGCGUCCAGACGAUAUAUUCGAUCUCCAGAUAAGGCCUUGGAAGCAGUGAUGAAAUGUUUGGGACCUCGCAUUGUUGAACACAUUCACAAACAAGCCUUCGGCCAGGGCUUUUCAGGAGGCAGAAGAGCAUCGCCCGAUGGUGAGGAUGGGAAGUCCGGAAAUCCUAAAGUUUUCCCGAAACCGUCCAAGAGAGAAGGACAUUCCCGACACAGCUCCUCCGAUAGUAAAAGUAAGGUUGCUGAGGCUCCUGAGGGCCCCAGCAAAGAAGAGACUACAGCCGAGGGGAAAUCUAAGAAAUUGCCUUUGGGAGCACCACCAGUGAGUGAAGUGGAUAUUCUGGCCAGUAAGUUUUGGAGUAAACCCAGGAGUAUGGGGACUAUUCUUCAAAUAUCUGACUUGCCAGAAGAUGUUUUUACAGAUCAAGACAUUAAGAAAAUAGUUCAGCCUUUUGGAAAAGUUAGUGACAUAUUAGUUGACCGUUGUAAGAAAGAGGCUUAUCUUGAAAUGAACUACAAGGAAGCAGUAAUAGCGGCUGUCAAAUACAACGAAACCUGUCCUGUCCUCAUUAAUGGCCGGCGGGUGAAGAUAAGCGUGGCAGAAAAACCCAAGGCGCCUUCUAUCCAGAGCAAAGGAAAUGAGAAGAAAGUUCUUCAGAAUACCAAGGAUUCUGCCCCGAAUAAUAAGAAAGAGCAAAUGGCAUCUCAGGUGAAAAAAGGGACUUCGCUGUCUUCUGCCCCUAAAACGGAUGCCAAGAAACCCGGGAAAGUUGUCAAAAGCGGGGAGACCAAGGCAGCCCCCAAAGCCAAGAAAAUUGCAGACGGCAAGAAGCCCAGCACCGUAAAAGAGAACAAUGCGGCCGAACCGGCAUCCUUGGAAGAGGGGAAAAAUCCUCCCAAGACGAAAAAACCUGCCGAGUCCCUCAAAACCCUCGACUCCAAGGCCAAGGAGCCCCCCAAGACCAAGGAGCCUCUGAAGGCCAAGGAGCCCCCCAAGGCCAAGGAGCCCCCCAAGGCCAAGAAGGCCGUUGAGCCCAAGGACAAAGAAGGCCCGAAGGCCAAGAAGGGGGGGGAAGGCAAAGCAAAGGAACCCCUGAAGGCCAAGAAGGCCACCGAGGCCAAGGCCAAGGAGCCCCUGAAGGCCAAGAAGGCCGUAGAAAACAAGAAGCCCGGGGAAGCCAAGGCCAAGAAGGCUGCAGAGCCCAAGAAAGCGGGGCAGUCGGACGCCAAAGAACCCCUCAAGGCCAAGAAAGCAGCCGAGCCCAAGGAGCCUCCCAAGGAGCAGAAGGCGGCGGGGGAGCCCAGCCAGGCCGGGGAAUCUCAGGGCAAGGAAGCCAGCAAAGCAGCUGAUGCUCCAGAUAAGUCAGAAGCUGUUGAGAGUCCUGAAGCAGUUGAAUCUUCCGGCAAGGAUCCAGAAGAGAUGUGUGUCGUGAUGAUUUCCAGUUUCCCCGAGACUGGGCUCAGUCUGGAGGAGAUUCGAAACUUAACCAAGCCCUUUGGGAAAGUUAAAGAUAUUUUAAUUGUGUCUUCGCAUAAGAAGGCAUACGUAGAAAUAAGUCGCAAAUCUGCAGAUUCCAUGGUGAAAUUUUAUACCUGCUUCCCAAUGUGGGUGGAAAGGAACCAGCUCUGCAUUUCUCUGGUCCCUGAGCUGAAGGAUCUAAAUGAGGAAAUCAUAUUUACUGCGAUGAUUAAAGAUGCAAAUCCAAACGUGAACACGGAGACUCUGUACACCCAGUUUGUGCAUCUGGGGAACCUGCCGGAUGUGGGCUACUCCGAGCUUGAAAUCCUUUGCGUCGGCCUUCGCUUUGGACGAGUGGAUCAUUACAUGGUGAUAACCAACAAGAACAAGGCCAUUUUCCAGCUGAACAGUGCCGAGUCUGCAGCGUCCAUGUGCCGCUUCUUAAAAAAGUAUCCUUACAGUUUGGGAGAAGUGGAGUUGACCGUUGCGCGUUCGCCCAGAGUAGAACCUACAGCUGCUGAUGCUGUAAAAAAAGAAGUGAAAAAGCAAGAAGCAGGCCAAGAGAGCCCUGACUUGAAAACAAUUCCCGAAGGAUCAGGAGUGGUGCCCCCAUCUGCUGUUCCUCCCACGGAGGCCAAGGAAGACCGCGGGUCUGAUCCGGAGGCUAUCCCAGACACAGAGACUAAGCGCUUGGGUAGCGAGAAGGUGGUAGGGGAAGCGGCUUCCCAGCCCCUGAAGACGGAAGACUUGAAAGAAGACCCGGAAGCGUUAAAAAAAGACUUUGGGCUUGGAGCUCCAAGCACAGGCCAGGAUUUUGAGUCUCCAGACCUGAAACCCGAAGAAGCCGGCACUUUGUCCUCCUCUGCUCUGGUAAAGGAAGAAAAAAAGACUGAUCAUUCUGACCCGGAAUUGCCGAGAAAGGCCCCUCUGCCUGACGGAGAGAAGGCAAAGGAGGAAUUAGGGAAAGCAGAAGAAUUUCGCGGUGACGCAAACGAAGGAACCCCCGGAGCCCUCUCGGCCUCAGCCACGGAGGAAGAGACCAAGGCAGACCUCGGGCCGGGCUCCACCCAAGCUGCCCUGCAGGAAACGCCAAGCGCUGAUCCUCUGUCCAGUAACAGGCUGGCUUCUCCAGAAGCAGAUGCUACCGAACCCACCACCAGCUUAGCAGAGACACCUGCUCCCAAGGUGAAGGUGAAGGUGGAGGAAGAGCUGGAGGGCGCCUCUAGCGCCUCCCAAGCGAGUGCGGCGGUAGCCGAGCCAGUGGCGGCGGAAAUGAAGGAGAAAGUAAAGGGAAGGGCUCAGCUGCUGCAGAGGGUUGAAGUGACCCUGGAGAAACUCCCGAAAGACUGGGCCUCAAGCGCUGAAGAAGUCAAACUGCAAGAGACCCCAGAGGAGAAGGCCAAGGUACAGAAGCCCGAGGAAAUUGUGACAAAGACACCGCAAGGUAAAGGACCGGGACCAGCGGAAGCCGAGGAAUCCUGCACAGCGAGCGCGCAGGAGGCAGAGACUGUAGCCGACACAGAGGCCGCUCCUGCCCCCAAGGCUUUGAACACACCCAAGACCAGACUUUCGGGUCGAAGGAAAGAGAAAAAGCCGCCCAGCAAGCCAGCUGCCAAGAGCCAAGGGGCGGCUGAGAAGACGCCGUCGCCAAAACCAGUGAGUCAGCAAAGGCCGGCAAACGUCCGGUCCAGCAUCCCAGAUAGCGCCAAGUCUAAACUAAGCAUGAGUUCGGUGGUGGUGGUUGCGUUAGGUGGUGGGAAGAGCUCCUCGCAGCAAGACAAGGACCCCCCGGCGGAGACCAAGGGGAGUCCCAAGCAGAGCCGAGAGCAAGACAGUAGAUCCUCCAACCUCAAGCGGGAUACCGGCGGCAAUAAGGUGUCCGCUGAGAGAAAUACCAGAAGCUCUAAAAACAAUCCUAAACCCAAAGAGGAAGAGGAGCUUUUUCCAUUUAAUUUGGACGAGUUUGUGACCAUGGAUGAAGUUGUCGAUGAAGCUGAGCCCCCUCAGCCUAGGAAGAACCCCGUAAGGGGCAAAAGGAAGGACCCCCCAAAGAAGAACCUUCCCUGCGAACCAGGCUCCAAGAGGAAGAAAGGCAAGGGGUUGGUCGCGGCCGAGAGCGAGGUCUCCUUCGUGACCUUGGAUGAAAUCGGAGAAGACGAAGGCGGGAUGGGCCAGGCGGACCUUCUGAGCUUGGAAGCCAUGACCGACGACGCCCAGGGACUGGUCACGGUUGACGAAGUGAACGAAGAGGAGGAGCUGAUCGAUGAAGAUAUUAAAGAUCCCCAGUCGCUGGUCACUUUGGACGAGAUCUCCGAGCAAGAGGAUGUCACUCUCCCGGAGGGAGCCAAGGGAGCUUUCGCUUCAGGGGAGAGCGAGCCGGACCUCAAGACAGAGCCUUUAGUGACAGUGGAUGAGAUCGGAGAGGUGGAAGAGCUUCCCUUGAACCAGCUUUCCCACUUGAAGGAUGAGGAGGUGCUCAAAUGCUGCAAGGAAGACGAGAAAGGAGGGGUUGAAGACGCCGGAGAUUUUCUCUCUUCCCAGAUCCCGGACGAUCCCAGCAUUUUAGUCACGGUGGACGAGAUUCACGAAGACAGCGACGACCAGCCCUUGAUGACUAUAGACGAAGUGACUGAAGAUGAUGAAGAUUUCUUGGAAGACUUCAACCGCCUGAAAGAAGAGUUUAGCUUUGUUACCGUCGACGAGGUGGGCAGCGAAGAGGAGGAGGAAGAAAAACCCGGCACGUCUGCCAGCAGAAAUUUGGAAGGAGCGACCAAAACGGCACCGGAGAAAAGAGCCGACGAGAACAUCCAGUCUUCUGCGGAAUCAGAAAACUUUAAAAUUCCAGUCAACCCCCCGUUAGAACGGAUGAAAAGUGUUCAGGGUAAACCUCUGGAGGGUGAAGCAUCUGCAGCCCAGCCGGGGGGUCCUGAAAAUGAGAAGCCCCUGGAAGAGGAGGUAGAGCUGCCCAGGGAAAAGAUUGAGCUAGAGUGUAAAGAAAAGGAGGAAGGAAAAGACGUGGAGCAAACGGAGACACUCACCGAAUCUGACGCCGGUUGCAAGCAGCUGCGGACAGAUAGGAAGCGGGUCGGCCUCGAGGUGGAGAGGCCCUCCAAGAAGCAGCGAAAACUCGUUGAGGAGCAGACCGGAAGUCUAAAGGUGCCCCUUCUCUCUGCAGAGCCGGUAGAGAACCAGAAGGAGCAGCCUUGCAGCAAGGGAAGCGACUCCCAAGAGGAGCAGCAACCGCUCGGCGACGGGGCGAGGCCUGCAGAGGACGCUGCGCCUGAAGCAACCGAAACGGAGGUGGAAGGAAGCCCAGCGGCCACUUCAGAGGAGGAGAGGAAGGGAGACGCUGUAGCGAUACCACCCCCGAGCCCAGGGAUUUCCACAGAGGGCAUGGCAGCUGGAGAACCACAGGCGGCACCCAAAGCAGCUGCCCAGAAUCCUGAGCUGAGCUCUGAUGUGGCCUUGGGAAAGGGCAGUGAGGCCGAUCCUUUGCAGCCCUGCGAAAAGCCUUGCAGAGAUCGGAUGGAAUCCAAAAGUGAAGAACCAGAAAGUAAACAGAGAAAAACAGAUUCCUCGGAGAAACCGAAGGCUCCAAGCCAGCUGAAAGAUUUAGACUUCCUUGUCCCCAAAGCCGGCUUCUUUUGUCAGAUCUGCUCCUGCUUCUGUGUGGAUGAAGCCUCCAUGAAGAGCCACUGCCAGACUCCCCUCCACCAGCAGAACAUGGAGAAAUUCAUGGUCAAGAGCCCAGCGGAGGAGAAAGAAAAAGAAGAUACGGAAAAAGAGAGUUUAACGUGAUGGGAAGACGGGAAGUGCCUCCGCAGAAUUUCAUUUAGGGUCCAGUUGCUUUUUUUUGUGUUCCGUUCCUGGUUUUGUUUCGUUUUUACUUGGUUCCUUUUGAAGAUUUUCAUGCCGUAUUCACUUCGCUUCCUUCGAGAAGCAGGCUAUUAAAAUUGUGUAGUGAUUUUUAUUUCCUUCCACAAUAACGCUGGAAGCGCUCAAAUAAAUUCUUACCGUAGAGCCAA
Thamnophis elegans (Western terrestrial garter snake) is the source of this 7676-nucleotide messenger RNA. RefSeq names its product zinc finger protein 638 (gene ZNF638). NCBI's taxonomy places the organism in Eukaryota, Metazoa, Chordata, Lepidosauria, Squamata, Natricidae. The coding region runs from base 151 to 7449 and encodes 2432 amino acids. The record is from RefSeq and is a predicted model, not a curated record. Gene Ontology annotation, biological process: regulation of RNA splicing. Gene Ontology annotation, molecular function: zinc ion binding; mRNA binding. The transcript has 25 exons. Gene Ontology annotation, cellular component: nucleus.